This is a messenger RNA of Colius striatus (speckled mousebird), 1647 nucleotides long. Its product is annotated as sterile alpha motif domain-containing protein 14-like. The transcript is spliced from 8 exons. Gene Ontology annotation, biological process: neuron projection development; actin filament organization; calcium-mediated signaling. Gene Ontology annotation, molecular function: actin filament binding. Gene Ontology annotation, cellular component: dendrite; cytoplasm; actin cytoskeleton. The record is from RefSeq and is a predicted model, not a curated record. Bases 96 to 638 code for a protein of 180 amino acids. NCBI's taxonomy places the organism in Eukaryota, Metazoa, Chordata, Aves, Coliiformes, Coliidae.
AGGAUGCCCGAGGAGCGCGAGUGAGUCGGGGGGACACCAGGGCGUAGCCCCCGGGCGGGUUCUCCCCUGCUACAGCAUUCCCGCUCUGUCUCACCAUGUCAGUCUCCAAACUGCAGGAUGUGGAUGGGGUUUUCGAUUUUACCGCUGUGGUUCCAGAGACGCCACGCCUGGACACGAGCCUGCAGAAGGCCCGAGCCCGGCUCCUGGCCAAGGGCCACCGCCACCGGCCCUCCCGCUCCCGCCUGCGAGACAGCGCCAGCUCUGAGGGCGACGAGGGCCCCGAGACGGAGGGACUGGUGGGCACCCCCUCACCCAAGUCCUGCCACAGCUCCGACAGCUCACCUGGUUUUGCCCGCCGUGACACUCGGCUGCAGCAGCACAGUGAAGAUGACAGCCAGGACAUGAGCCCCCCUGAGCCGGCCAGUCCCACCGUGGGGCUCGACAAGAAAACACGGAGGAAAUUCUUGGAUUUGGGGGUGACCCCACGCCAGGUGUCUUCCAUCAAGAACCUGAAGGAGAAGGGCAGCAACUGCCUGUCCAUGGGUGGCAGCUCCUGGAUGAGCCCCCCAGUGUGGUCACAGGCUGGACAUGCCAACAGGCGCUGGGCAUGGGCAGCGCGCAGGACCGCGCCGUGCUGAAGCAGAAGCUGAAGGAGCUGAGUGUGGCUGUAGAGAAGGAGCACAAGGCCCAGGAGAAAGCGGAGAAGCAGCGGGAGAAGCAGAAGAAAAGGGACCAGGAGCAGCAUUGGAGCUAAAGGGAGAGGCUGGGAGCGCCCCUGCACCCCCUCCCCACCCACAGCCCCCCAGGACACCUGGGGGACACCCAGCUCCAGCACGGGACACGCCGCUGCGGCCAAGGGACAACAGUACUAGGCUGAGAUGGGCACAGAGUGGCACAGGCCCCCAUGCUCCAGCCGCCCCCUCCCUGCCUGCACCCCCACACCCCAUUGGCACAGUCCAGACCUUCCACAGGCCCCUUUUCUGGAUUCAAAUGGCACAUUGAACCCACUCAACCUCCUGUCCCAUCACCCCCCUACCCCGAGGGGUCCAGGAGGUCACAGCCACCCCUCUCACCCCAGCCCCUCAGUGUGGCGCAGCCCUGGCUGAGGAAAGUGCAUGACCUGACCUCCUCCAGACAUGCACAUCCCCCAGUUGGGGUGUGGGGAGUGAAUGCUGACCCUCCCUCCCUGCCCCCCCCAGCCCCAACUACGGGACCUUGGGUGCACCCCAGGAAAUAAAAGGGUAUUGAGGGCCAGUGCAAACCAGUGUGAGCAGUGUGAGCCUGACUGGGACAGGGCUGGGGAACAGGUAGGAGGGGGAAGAACUUGGUGCCAGGCUGGGGACAAUGCGAGCAGGGGCACAGAGCACAGCUCCUGCCCAGGACCUGUGUCACCAAGUGCCACCCUGUAACUGCCUGGGGUGGGUAAACUAAGGCAUGAGGGAAGGCAGUGACCCAGCCAGGUGGGGUUAAAGCAGGGGUGGUUCCUGGGACUCUAAAACACCACACUAGGAGCUCAGUCAACAUCCAAUUUAGUGACAGCACUGGGGGAGUCUGGGAGGGCAGGGUCCAGAGCAGGUCAGAGCACAUGUGGGGAAACAACCCUGGGAGUGCAGAGUGGGGGGGCACAGGCAGGUGAGAACAGCUCAG